Molecule: messenger RNA, 2109 nt
Organism: Rattus norvegicus (Norway rat)
Lineage: Eukaryota; Metazoa; Chordata; Mammalia; Rodentia; Muridae
Gene: Ttc9
Product: tetratricopeptide repeat domain 9
Exons: 3
Coding region: 78-743 (221 amino acids)
Source: RefSeq, marked validated
UCUGCGGGGCGCGAAGCCAGCGCCCGGCGCUUUUAAAGCCCGGAUCGCGGCGCGCUCGAGGCGCGGGCGGCGGCCGGAUGGAGAGGAAGGGCUUGGCAGCCCGAGCCUCAGGGAACCCUAGCCCGCCCGCGCUCGGUGAGGGACCGCGGCCCGGGCCGCCACCGUGCGUCCCGAGCGGCGGAGGGGCCCCGGAGCGGGGCCAGGCUGGAGCGGCGGCCGAGCCCGCGGAGCUUAUCCGGCGCGCGCACGAGUUUAAGAGCCAAGGGGCGCAGUGCUACAAGGACAAGAAAUUCCGCGAAGCCAUCGGCAAAUAUCACCGGGCGUUGCUGGAGCUGAAGGGGUUGCUGCCGCCCCCGGGGGAGCGGGAGCGGGACGCACGGCCAGCCUCCCCGGCAGGGAUUCCCAAAGCCAGCCGCCUCUCGGAGGAACAGAGCAAGACGGUUGAAGCCAUUGAGAUCGACUGUUACAACAGCCUGGCAGCCUGCCUGCUCCAGGCUGAGCUGGUAAAUUAUGAGCGAGUCAAGGAGUACUGCCUCAAGGUCCUGAAGAAGGAAGGAGAGAACUUCAAGGCUCUUUACAGGGCUGGUGUGGCCUUCUAUCAUCUUGGGGACUAUGACAAAGCUCUCUACUACCUAAAGGAAGCAAGGACCCGACAACCCUCAGACACCAAUGUGAUUCGGUACAUCCAGCUGACGGAGAUGAAACUCAGCAGAUGUUCUCAAAGGGAGAAAGAAGCCAUGUAACAAAGCAGCCUCUCUCGAGCCACACUCACACCUGACCAGGGACUUCCAGGCACCCGGUGGUGGAGAGUCCCGACGUGGGUUCUCUCCUCUUCCCAGCUCUUCCUGUACUUCUGUUGCUCAUCCUGUUGCUGCCCCAACUCUUGUCUGUCAGAAGGUGAGAGGCGUUCUUGGACCUUGGUGAGCAGCCCAAACAUGGACUUAUCCUCUUCUCUACUACGCCAGCAAAUGGGACAGAUGGGCAAGAGUCUCGUGGACUGGGGGUGGUCCUAUGUCUUUGACUGGCUCUGAGCGUGGCGCCUGUGGAGCACAGUCUGGAUCCUUCUGCAGCUUCCCAGUGGAUCAGAGAAGCAUCUGAAGGGAAUCGGGGCUGAUGAACGCAAUAACCAUUGGUCAGACCAAUGCUGAGAUUGUAGAUUUCCUUCCGCCCCCUCAGUCACCUGAGCGCCUGCCACAUCCCCGGACUUGUCUAGGCUUGUAGUUUCUUUUCUCCCACUGCGAGGUCCGGUCUUUGCCAGGAUUCACAUGCCAUUAAGGCCCACUCUCAGUGGCCUCUGGUGACCACACAUACCAUUCCCCCACCCCCAGCUAGCCGGCAGCUGUAAUAGCAGAAGGGCGGGGUGAAAAGGUUGGGGGCAGAGCACACUGGGUAGGUGACAGAGGAGGGAAAGAGCCUUGGGUGGACUGAGGGAUUAGACUAAUCAAUAUAAAUAAAAACUAACUCACAGGCAUCCGUUCAGGUCAUUUCUGUUGGAAGCAGUCUGCUCCCUUCUCUUCCCUCACUGUCCCUCAGGCAGAGUGGCCUACAGCUUCCGGUAAAGCCGGUGGCCCUUAGACCAAGACUAUUUGCAUCAUGUUGGCCACAGCCUUUGUGCUUUUGGGAGUGGGCCAGGAUUACGGAAACCCCUUCAGGAAUAGGUUUUGUGGGAAUUUGUACACCUCACCCCCGUUUUUGACAAAAAAUUCAGUAUCUAGCACAUAACAACUUUUUGUUGAAUGGAUAAAUUUGGACUGCAGACUGACUCCCCUGCCUUAAACUAAUUGGGUCCCAGCCUGGCCUCCUGACACACAUGCUCUUUAUGCUGUGCUGUGUUGAAACAUUUCCCGAGGGCUUACUGGUCGCCCACCAUAGUGCAAUACAGGACAGAGUCCCAGCCUUCACGAAGACAGGAAAGCUGAGAAACCUAUGAGAUUAUCACCAAUGACACCAUUAACGUAUAUGACGCUUAAACGUUUUCAAGGCACUUUCAUGUAUUUUUCGUGUGACUUAGCGAGACACUAUUGUAUAAAAUUAAAAUAUAUACAGAUGCAAUAAUGUUAAUAGUUAGGAUUUAUUAAAUGCACUAUCUUCAGAUCGUUACACGGACAA